CUGCGAGAUGAGGAAGAAAGUGAGGAGGAAGGAGAGCACCGAACUUUAAAUUUACGCAGUACAGUUUGCCAUCGGUGCUGACAGAAGAGAGUAGUAUAAAUUUGGAUUUCACCCUUUCUAAGUUUGAGAAUGAACCAUCAGUUUUCAAAGAUGCAUUGACAAGAGACAAGAUGGAAGUGGAGGAGACUGGCGAAGCAAGGACUUCCUGGUCAGGAGAGACUCAGUCCGUCCUCUGUGACCAUGCUGGGAAGAAGAGAAAACAAGACCCAGUCCCUGAACCUGUGGUCAGAAUCAUAGAGGAUGACGAGGAAGAGGAGGAAAAUGAAAUGAAGUCUGACCACAUAAAGGAUUCAGAGGAACCCAGUCAUAAAAGAGUAAAACCGGUGGGGAAGUCUAAUAGCCUAACAGGUGUCAUAACCCCAGUGAAGAAACCCACUCUGAUGCGCAUUGGGCAGCAUAUUUCGCGUUCUAUUAGCUUUCGCACAGAUGCUCGACCUUUGCCCCCAGCUCCUCUGCGUUCCCGCACAAAACCCUCUUCGUUUCCACGUCGUCGCAACAGCCAGUGCUGGAGUGACACUGUGGAAAACCAUGACCUUACAGCAAAGGAAAUUAAACGGCAAGAGGUGAUUUAUGAGCUGACUCAAGGAGAGAGACAACUUAUAGAUGACCUCAGUUUGGUCAAGAAGGUGUACUAUGAACCAAUGCUUAAGUUGGACAUAAUGACCGAGAGUGAGCUUGGACAGAUCUUUGGUACUCUGGACUCACUCAUUCCCCUCCAUGAAGAUCUACUGAGUCGCCUUGAACGGCUGAGGGGAUCAGAGAAGACAGUUGGGGAGGUGGGGCCUACUCUGAUGAACUGGUUCCCUUGUCUGGAGGCCUAUGUCACAUAUUGCUGUAACCAGGUGGGGGCCAAAGCUUUGCUAGACCAGAAAAAGCACGAGAAAAGAGUGGAACACUUCCUGCGCCUGUGCCAGGAGUCUUCCUUCAGCAGGAAAUUGGACUUGUGGAACUUUCUCGAUCUCCCUCGAAGCCGUCUGGUGAAAUAUCCUCUGUUGGUGAAAGAGAUACAGAAGUGCACGCCUUCAGACCACCCGGAUGAGGACACGUUGCCUGAUGCUUUGGAGCUGAUCCAGAGCAUUGUGGCCGAGGUGAACAAGAAGACAGGGGAGGCAGAGUGCCAGUUCUACAGACGGGGUCUCAUCUAUCUCGAAGACAGUCAGAGACUAUCAGAGAUUCAGCAGUCCCGCUUCCUCUACUGCCACGGAGAGCUCAAGAACAAUAAGGGACAGCGGCUGCAUGUGUUCCUGUUUGAGUUGGCUUUGGUGCUGACCAGACCAAUGGAGGACAGAGAGGGCGGCCAGCUGUUUAAUGUGUACCGACAGCCACUGCCCAACGCCUUGAUAAAUUUGGAGGAGAUUCCAGAUGGUGAAGCUGGUGGAGGAGGUACCUUCAGAGGAGCUUUCACUGGGGGAAAUGAUAAAGUGAAGAAUUGUUUCCGUGUGAGCAGCAGAGGGCGCUCCAAAGCCAACCCUUACAGCCUGCAGGCCAACGACUCAUUCAGCAAGCAGCAGUGGAUCACCUGCCUGCGUCAAGCAAUUGUGCAGUCGCGAGACAGGACCGCUCAGACCAGCCAGUCGCAGCUCCCCCUUCACCUUGAUCCCGCCCUGUGUCACAUAGCUGAGCUCAGCCUCAGCUCGGACACAGACAUGGCAGACCAUACUAGUCGCUGACUGACUGAUCACCAAGUGGCCUGUGGAGUUUCUGUGGACAGGAGUGGAGAAAAUAAAUGGAACUGUUUGUGAAAUAUGAUUGUAGUUACUCAACACACACACACGUUUUUUCUAUUUUUAUUUUAGUUUUAUUGUUUUUUUUUAUUUUUAAAGGUUUAUUUUAUUUAGCUUUUUGUGACCGUGAUGAUGAGGACUGUGCAAACUGGGAACAGUAUUACAGAAUGUCAUCUUUGCAAUGUGAAUGUUUUUGUUGUGUUUUUUAAUAAACUGACACUUGAAAGAUCA
Melanotaenia boesemani (Boeseman's rainbowfish) is the source of this 2015-nucleotide messenger RNA. RefSeq names its product Rho guanine nucleotide exchange factor (GEF) 3, like (gene arhgef3l). The transcript is spliced from 13 exons. Lineage: Eukaryota; Metazoa; Chordata; Actinopteri; Atheriniformes; Melanotaeniidae. The record is from RefSeq and is a predicted model, not a curated record. Gene Ontology annotation, biological process: intracellular signal transduction; positive regulation of Rho protein signal transduction. Bases 171 to 1730 code for a protein of 519 amino acids. Gene Ontology annotation, molecular function: guanyl-nucleotide exchange factor activity.